AUGUCCAGUAUCGAUUCGUCUCAGGCAGCAAGCAACGGUGUUUCAGGCUUCUACUCCUAUACCGAUACGCUCAAAGGUGUUUACUAUGGUCCUGGGUGUGUGAAGACAGCUUUGCCUCAAUUGUUGGAGAUCAUUGGUGCAAAGAGAGCAUUGGUGGUGACGGGCAAGAGCUUGCACGAGAAGACCGAUGUCGUGCGCCGAGUAGAAGCUAUUCUGAAAGAGCACGACGCAUAUGGUGCUACAUUCCAUGAGAUCGGAGAGCAUUCGCCAAUAGCUGGUAUACGGGCUGGAAUACAAGCCUUCAAAAACGUCGGCGCGGAUGUCAUAGUCGCAGUAGGCGGAGGAUCGCCUGUUGAUGCUUCCAAAGCGAUGCUCUACUUCCUCCACGAGGAGGGUGGGCCUCAGCGCUAUCAGAUCGCGAUACCAACCACUCUUAGUGCAGCGGAGUAUUCAAUCGGAGCAGGCUAUACAAAUGAUGAGGGUGCCAAAGUCGCCGUAUCGUCUCAGGCCCUCGCGCCUGCUGGGAUCAUCUUGGAUGCAGAACUCACGUUAGCCACACCUGCUCGACUUUGGCCUCUGAUUCCGCAUCCUGUGAAGGUUCUCUGCUACUCAGCGAUGGCGGAUCUAUUCAAGUAUCUGCCCCUCUCAAGGGAUCAUCCGGAGAAUGUCGAGUAUCGGCAGUGGCUGCAGAUCGCAUCCUGGAUGAGUCUUUGGCCCACUAGGCUCCAGAAGUACAGUGCGUUAGGGCUCUCGCAUGCGUUAGGUCACAAACUUGGCGCUGCCUACAGCAUACCCCAUGGGAUCACAUCGUGCCUUACCCUCUCCCCGACAGUCAAGCUGAUGGCUGAAAUUGGGUCAGAAGUCGACAAACAAUACCUUGCCAAGACACUGUUCUAUCUUGAGUCGCCUUCCACCGGCUCAUUGAAUGGCGACGUUCAAAAGCUCUCAUCUCUAAUUCAGCAGCUCGUAAUAGAUUUGAGGCUUGAUUCUAACCUUGCAGAAUACAACGUUCCGACGGCGGACCUCCCUAAGGUCGCUGAACUGGCACUGGGCACUAAAGACAGCCCCAAUUUCCCCAAAGUUGUUGAUCUGCUCAAGUCUUUGUACCCCCCUGCGUGA
Molecule: messenger RNA, 1119 nt
Organism: Pleurotus ostreatus (oyster mushroom)
Lineage: Eukaryota; Fungi; Basidiomycota; Agaricomycetes; Agaricales; Pleurotaceae
Exons: 7
Coding region: 1-1119 (372 amino acids)
Cellular component (GO): mitochondrion
Molecular function (GO): alcohol dehydrogenase (NAD+) activity; metal ion binding
Source: RefSeq, a predicted model, not a curated record